AGAGAUAAGCCGGAUAUCCAUGAUCCAUCCUUCAUAAUAUUAUACCACAGAUUUCUAUAUUGUAUCGUUCAAUGGUUGUAGUGUAGUACUGAAGGGACGUUGGGGCACAUCUCCUUGGACCAUUCAAGAUAAUCAUGUGUUGGACCGUGGUCUUGCAAGGUAUUUGAAAUUUGAAAUUUGAAUCGAAUGACGAAGUAUAUUAUUACCACAUUUGUGAUUUGUCAUUUGUCAUUAUCAGUUAUCACUUAUCAGUUAUCACAGUUGUGGUUGAGUCGUUGAGUUGUUGUUACAUAGUUGCUACAUCUUGCUCCUGCAUAUUCUGGUUCGUAGUUUACCUACUAGUUCAUACUUUUUUAUGUUAAAUUUUUUUAUGCGUACUUUCAAGUUACAAAAUACAAGACAUUAAACGUUUAAAACUGCUAAAAUCUAAAAUAUAGUAUCUUCUUCUUAGUACCUAAGACCUAGGUAUAUAGAAUAUUUUUGAACGCAUUCAAUACAAAUUAAUUGCAUUAGGUACUACUGAAGUACUGUCUACUGUUAAUAUAAAUAUGGCCACAAAUUUAGUAGUACUAGGAGAAAAUGCUGCUAGAAUUAACGUGAAAGUCAAUCCUAAUAUGACUGUUCUUAAAGUAAUAGAAUUAGCCUGCACAAAAAUUAAGGCAAACAGCAACGAUUUUGAUUUAAAAUAUCACAACAAAAUAUUAGAUACGACUAGUCUGAUCAGGUUUACAAAUAUUGCCAAUAAUGCCUUAUUGGAAUUAGUACCUGUUACAAAAUCUAGACAAAAUAGCUCUGUUGGUGUAUGGUUACAAAUAGAAGAUGGAUCUAGAUUAUCCGGAGAAUUUUCAUCUAGCCAAAAUCUUUGGGAAAUCAUACAGAUAUUAUUGAAGGACAAUUUUUCUAAUUAUGAAAGUCCAGCUAUAAUUUAUACAAGAAUGGAAAUAAUUGGUAAAGAACAAUUGCAGCAGAAAACAUUAAAAGACAUCGGACUAGUUAGUGGCAAAGCCUUGUUAAGAUUACUUAAUAAAAAAGAAUCUGAAGACCAAGCUCAUGUAUAUGUACCUGCAGCAAGAAAACCAAAACUUGAAGAAUCUCCUAGAGUUUUAGGUCAUAAAGAAACAAACACAAAUGAAUUAUCAAGUGUUGAAUCAGCAAAGGUUGUGGCAACAAAUCCACAAGAAUCCAUGGAUAUUGAACCAAAUUCUGAUAUAGCUGAAGAAUCUGAGACUAUAAAUAUGUCAACAUGUCAAAAAAACUUUGAUAAUGACCCUAAAGCAUUAGACAACAAAAAAAAGCCUACUCUUACUAAUGAAGAUCUCAUUAAUUUCAAGAAGUCUAUAUCUUAUUUAGAUGAACGCGAUACAUUGUUAUUUGACAUAACGGAUGGUACUUCAGUGUUAUAUCAAGACGAAGGUGAUGAUUUCUUUAAACCAACUAUAAAAGAUAUUACUCUUGUACUACGAGAUUUGAAAAAUUCACGGGCUCAAUUUGAAGAUGGCCAACUGUGUACAAGUGCAAUGCGGGAAUUAGAAAAGGCUCAAAAUCAACUAAAUUUAUUACAUAAAUACAAAAAAUGUAUUAUUAGAAUCCAUUUUCCAAACAGAUUAGUGUUACAAACCAUAUUCAAAUCAACUGAAACUGUAUUGGACAUAAUUAAUUUUAUUCGAAAAUAUCUCAUUGAUGAAUCUUUAGACUUUUGUUUGUUUACAACACCUCCUAAAACUAUUUUGAAACCUGAAGAUACUUUAUUGGAAUCUGGAUGUGUACCAUCGGCAAUGAUCCAUUUUUCAUGCAAUUUGGAAAUUGAUCAAUUAAAACCUGAGCUUAAACAUAAAAUUGUAUCAGGGUGUCAAGCUUCAAUAGCUGCUUAUCUUGUCAGAAAAGAAAGGAUUUCAAACUCUUCAAAUAAUGAAACGUUAUAUGAUGAACAGCCAGGAACGAGUAAACAAUUAGAUAAUCAGAAUAUUAAAACCCCUGUUUUUACUCAACAAAAUAAAACCAAAGCAAAUAGUGGGAAGACGCCUAAAUGGUUUAAGCCAGUAUGAAGAAAAAUCAUUAACUACAAAUUGUGUUUAAAUUAC
This is a messenger RNA of Metopolophium dirhodum (rose-grain aphid), 2081 nucleotides long. Its product is annotated as tether containing UBX domain for GLUT4. The record is from RefSeq and is a predicted model, not a curated record. Lineage: Eukaryota; Metazoa; Arthropoda; Insecta; Hemiptera; Aphididae. The coding region runs from base 549 to 2045 and encodes 498 amino acids. The transcript has 10 exons. Gene Ontology annotation, molecular function: protein binding.